This is a messenger RNA of Protobothrops mucrosquamatus (brown spotted pit viper), 1770 nucleotides long. RefSeq names its product gap junction protein gamma 2 (gene GJC2). The record is from RefSeq and is a predicted model, not a curated record. Gene Ontology annotation, biological process: cell communication. Lineage: Eukaryota; Metazoa; Chordata; Lepidosauria; Squamata; Viperidae. Gene Ontology annotation, cellular component: connexin complex. Bases 43 to 1305 code for a protein of 420 amino acids. The transcript is spliced from 2 exons.
GUGCUGAAGCAUCAUUUCAUUUGCCAUAAAUGAUCAGCCCCUAUGACCAACAUGAGCUGGAGUUUCCUCACCCGCCUGCUGGAAGAAAUUCACAACCACUCCACUUUUGUGGGGAAGAUCUGGUUGACUGUCCUCAUCGUCUUCCGCAUCGUCCUGACGGCCGUGGGGGGCGAGUCCAUCUAUUCGGACGAGCAGAGCAAAUUCACCUGUAACACCAAACAGCCGGGCUGCGACAAUGUCUGCUACGAUGCCUUCGCCCCGCUUUCCCAUGUCCGCUUCUGGGUCUUCCAGAUCAUCAUGAUCUCCACCCCGUCUGUCAUCUACUUGGGCUACGCCAUCCACCGGAUCGCCAGGUCCUCAGAGGAGGAGAAGAAGAGAUUCCGGAGCUUCAAAAAGAAGAAGAAGCAGUUUGUCCUCAACUGGCAGGCGUCCCAUCAUCUGGAAGAUUCCUUGGGCGCCGAAGAAGAACCUAUGAUCUCUGAGGAGAUGGUGGAGAACGAAGAGAAGGAGAAGACCAAGGAAGAGGAGGAGAAGAAGAAGGGGCAGAAACAUGAUGGCCGGAGACAUAUCCAAGAAGAAGGAUUGAUGAAGAUCUACGUCUUCCAACUUCUCACCAGAGCCUCCUUCGAAGUCUGCUUCCUGAUAGGUCAAUACAUGCUCUACGGUUUCGAGGUGAGACCCUACUAUCUCUGCACCCGCGACCCUUGUCCCCAUAACGUCGACUGCUUUGUGUCCAGGCCCACGGAGAAGACCAUCUUCCUCCUGGUGAUGUACGUGGUCAGCUGCCUUUGUCUGUUGCUCAACCUGGCGGAGAUGUGCCAUCUGGGCAUCGGUACCAUCCGGGAUGCCAUUCGCGAACGGAAAAUCCACAACUUCCGACAGCCGCCGUACAAUUAUGCCGCCUACCCCAAAAACAUCUCUUGCCCGCCCGAGUACAACCUGGUGGUCAAAUCGGACAAAUCAGCCAAGAUUCCCAACAGCUUGAUGGCCCAAGAGCAGAACUUGGCCAAUGUGGUCCAGGAGCAGCAGUGCACCAGUCCCGACGAUAACAUCCCUCCCGAUUUGUCCACCCUCCAUAAACAGUUACGGGUGGCUCAGGAGCAACUGGACAUUGUGUUCCAGAGUUACAACGGCACUCAGGGACACAGCCAGCCCUCCAGAACCAGCAGCCCGGGCUCCAGUGGGUCUAUGGCAGAGCAGAACCGGGCCAAUAUUGCGCAAGAGAAACACGGGACCAAGCCAAAAACCAGUUCGGAGAAAGGCAGCGUCAACGGCAAAGAUGGGAAAAACUCUGUAUGGAUUUAGGAAGGAGGAAACAGGUCAAAGGGUCUUACUACCUUGGUGGGCUUUGCAUCAGGAGAUGAUGGGUGUCUCUUCUUUGUUUACGAGGACAAGGCUAAAAUGAGACGUCCACCGGUAGUCCACCAGAGGCCUUUUCUCAGUCCCUUGCUUGGUUGAUUCCCAUCUUUCGUUUUCCGGGUAAAGCAGAAUCUUUGCGCUAGAAAUCCGUGUGAGACAGAUCCGUCCUCAAAGUUCUUCCAGGGAAGAUUCAAACCAGGUGCUGAUGGCAAGAUGGAUCCUUUGACUGGAGGCUCCAAAGAUCAGAAGAGACAGAAUUAAAUUCCUGUCAAUAAAACUUUGGCCCAAAAGCCCAAUUUCUCAACCUGCCUUGAAGGUUGAGAAUCUCAGGUAUAAUCCGCCUUUUGAAACUGAUGGCAUUUACCGCACUAUCCUUUAUCUCUUUCUUAUCCGAGUUUUCCACUUCUUCCU